CUAUAUAAACGUCAAUAAUAUUUUUGAGAAACAGUUCAAAGCGAUAAUUCGAGAAGAUAGCAUCAACAUGAAAUUCCUUCUGAUCCUGGCCAGUGUGGUCCUCUAUGUGGCCCUCAGCUCUGCUCAGUCUUGCCCAGGACGUCCAUCCCAUCAGAACUGCUUACACGGGAAGGACGAAGGAGUUGAACGCGCAAGGCAUUGUAAUAGGGAUCCCAAUCCACAGAUGUGGUACUACAACCAACGUGAAAAUAGGUGCAUCAAGAUGAGGUACCUCGGCUGUAAGGGCAACCGCAAUCGUUAUUGCACAUUGAACGAGUGUCAAAGGAAAUGCGUUCGACGAUCAUGAGGAGUGAAUCCAUUUCAAUUCCCCAAAUGACGUGAUGAAUAUAAAAAAUAAAAUAUAAUAACUUGCGCGAAUCGAAUGAAAUUCUUGAUUGUUUUAAAUGAUAGAUUGAGAAAGUCUAGUUUAGGUUUAGCUUUUUUAUUUAGUGUUCAAGGUAUUAUUGGAAAUUUCUUUAAUUUGCGCAUGUUCAGCCUCCAAACCUCAAAAAAUUUCUGUGCAAACCAAAUGAAUUGAAAUACCAGACACUUGUGUAAUCUCUUGCAGCCCAUCGUGCUGCACCUAAAUUAAUCAGCACACCAACAGUCGAAAUAAAAGCAAUUACAAGGAAAAA
This is a messenger RNA of Drosophila melanogaster (fruit fly), 674 nucleotides long. RefSeq lists its product as uncharacterized. Lineage: Eukaryota; Metazoa; Arthropoda; Insecta; Diptera; Drosophilidae. Gene Ontology annotation, molecular function: serine-type endopeptidase inhibitor activity; endopeptidase inhibitor activity. The transcript is spliced from 2 exons. Bases 68 to 346 code for a protein of 92 amino acids. The record is from RefSeq and is marked reviewed.